This is a messenger RNA of Capronia epimyces CBS 606.96, 990 nucleotides long. Its product is annotated as mitochondrial thiamine pyrophosphate carrier 1. The transcript is spliced from 3 exons. Gene Ontology annotation, cellular component: mitochondrial inner membrane. Lineage: Eukaryota; Fungi; Ascomycota; Eurotiomycetes; Chaetothyriales; Herpotrichiellaceae. The record is from RefSeq and is a predicted model, not a curated record. Gene Ontology annotation, molecular function: thiamine transmembrane transporter activity. The coding region runs from base 1 to 990 and encodes 329 amino acids. Gene Ontology annotation, biological process: thiamine pyrophosphate transmembrane transport.
AUGCCGGCGGAUAUCGAGCGGCUCAAAGAUGAGGGCACGAGACAGCAGGUCGUAAUUGCUGGGGGAGCCGCAGGCCUCGUGUCCCGGUUCUGCAUCGCACCGCUCGACGUGGUCAAGAUCAGACUCCAGCUGCAGGUGCACUCGCUUUCGGAUCCUCUGUCGUGCGAUGGCAUCAAAGGUCCAAUUUACAAAGGGGUCUUCUCAACUCUCAGAGCGAUAGCCCGGCAAGAAGGCAUUCGCGCCUUAUGGAAAGGCAACAUCCCCGCCGAACUCAUGUAUGUCUGCUACGGUGGCGUGCAGUUCACGGCCUAUCGCUCCAUUACCCAGGUCCAAAGUCUAUUACCAAAACGCGCUCCACCGUCCAUCGAGUCUUUCAUCAGUGGUGCCGGCGCUGGUGCUGCCGCAACCACGGUUACUUACCCGCUUGAUCUUCUCCGGACCCGGUUCGCUGCACAAGGCCCCCAGCGGGUGUACACUGGCCUGCUGUAUGCUGUGCGGGACAUCAACCGCAUCGAGGGUUUUCGUGGGUUCUUCAGAGGUCUUAGCGCCGCCGUUGGUCAGAUUGUACCGUACAUGGGCCUCUUCUUCAGUAGCUACGAGUUUCUGCACCAACACAUCGGUGGCAAGACCUUGCCGUUCGGGUCAGGCGACGCUACCGCCGGGAUCUUUGCCAGCGUCUUUGCGAAAACCGCAGUAUUCCCACUCGACCUGGUGAGGAAGAGACUUCAAGUCCAAGGUCCCACCCGAACGAGAUAUAUUCAUACCAAUAUCCCUGAAUACAACGGUGUGAUACGCAGUCUGGCGGCGAUCUGGAGGAGAGAAGGCUAUAGGGGUUGGUAUCGUGGCCUGACGGUCAGUCUGGUGAAGGCGGCUCCGGCAUCAGCAGUCACCAUGUGGACAUACGAACAGGUCCUUCACGCGUUAAUCACGACGGACAAGAACGAUGAGCUGUGGGAAAUGUAUACUGGUUAUGAUGAUGAUGAUGACUGA